Rhinichthys klamathensis goyatoka is the source of this 1719-nucleotide messenger RNA. RefSeq names its product calpain-1 catalytic subunit-like. Lineage: Eukaryota; Metazoa; Chordata; Actinopteri; Cypriniformes; Leuciscidae. Bases 342 to 917 code for a protein of 191 amino acids. The record is from RefSeq and is a predicted model, not a curated record. The transcript is spliced from 10 exons. Gene Ontology annotation, molecular function: calcium ion binding.
AGAUUUCACACACAAAUUCAUGUGUGCUCAUGAUUAGUGAAUGAGACCCAAUGUUUGUCCAAAGCAACAUCUAAAACAAGAAGACAGACACAGAAGACUGCUGUUUUGUGUAUUUCUCCGCUCAGUAUACGGGUAGGUCGGCCGUGCACCUGAAGCGGGAUUUCUUCCUCAGUCACGCGUCCAGCGCUCGCUCUGAGCUCUUCAUCAACCUGCGGGAGGUGAGCUCGCGCUUCCGUCUGCCGGCCGGCGAGUACAUCAUCGUGCCGUCCACCUUCGAGCCAAACAAAGAGGGAGACUUCGUGCUCAGAGUUUUCUCAGAGAAACCAGCCAACUCAGAAGAAAUGGAUGAUAAAGUCACGGCUGAUAUUCCCGAGGAGCAACAUCUGCACGAGAGUCAGAUUGAUGCCGGCUUUAAGAGUCUCUUCAGACAGCUGGCUGGACCGGACAUGGAAAUCAGUGUGACGGAGCUGCAGACCAUCCUGAACCGAAUCAUCUCCAAACAUAAAGAUUUAAAGACAGACGGCUUCGGGAAGGAAUCCUGUCGGAGCAUGAUCAACCUCAUGGAUGCGGACGGCAGCGGGAAGCUCGGACUCACAGAGUUUCAUGUGUUGUGGGAAAAGAUUAAACGCUACCUGCAAAUCUUCCGAGACCACGACCUGGAUAAAUCCGGCACCAUGAGCUCGUACGAGAUGAGGAGAGCCCUGGAAGCAGCAGGGUUUAAGCUGAACAACCAUUUAUUCCAGCUGAUCAUCCUGCGCUACACGGAGCAAGACCUCUCUGUGGACUUCGACAACUUCGUCACCUGUUUAGUGCGACUGGAGACCAUGUUCAAGACCUUCAAAACGAUGGACACGGACGCAGACGGAGUCGUGUCGCUCACAUUCUUCGAGUGGAUCUCUCUGACCAUGUUUGCCUGAAAUGGACACAUAUCUCCACCCUUUGUCUGCACUGAGACGUCUAAAAAGUGCCUUCAUUUCUACACAUCUUCAACGCACUUCUAAUGGACAGACAGCCUUAAGUCACGAAGCCCUGUUUACAUAGACUUUAAUCAGAACGUGGACAAUACAGUGCCAAUCGUGAGUGUUUCUGAAGCCAAGAGAAACUCUAUCACACCAUUUACAGCAUGUUUUACUCAUUCUGGAUCGAGCUGCAUGCGUUUUUCAGAUAAAACUCGUUUACACUUUAUGUGCCAAAUCAAUCAUCGCCAAUUUCAAUCAUUCUCAGCCGUUUUUAAUCAAUGUUUUAUGAUCUUGAGCUGCAGAUUCUUUCAGUGAUGUCAUAUCUGAAUGUUGUACACAUAAAGAAUGCUGUAUUAGAAACACAUGUGUACAUUUGAGCCCAGCUUUACUUACAGAAAGUGUUUGUUUGGACUGAAGGUCAUGCAGCUGUUUUAUGGGACAAACCAAAGGAUCUUUUAUCAAGCUGAAAGCGACAUGCGUUUUUUUUUUUAUAUACAUUACUUAAGUUCUGUUUAUAUGAGCAAUGCAAAACCUCUAUUCAAUACAACAGGAGCAACAGAACUGGGAACAGAUCGAAUCUGAUAUACAGAACCACGAGAUUAAACUCAACUUCUUUUUUUAUAAUACAACGAUGAAAAGGUGGAGGAAACUCUCUUUUUUUUAAUGCCAAUCAGCAGGUUUUACAAAAUAUUUUUUUCCUUUGUCGAUUCAUUUUUGUGGGUUUUCUUUUCAAUAAACUUUCUUUUGAAAAAAAAAAAAA